Aspergillus uvarum CBS 121591 is the source of this 4163-nucleotide messenger RNA. RefSeq lists its product as uncharacterized. The transcript has 3 exons. The record is from RefSeq and is a predicted model, not a curated record. Bases 144 to 4163 code for a protein of 1339 amino acids. NCBI's taxonomy places the organism in Eukaryota, Fungi, Ascomycota, Eurotiomycetes, Eurotiales, Aspergillaceae.
CUUGUACAGCCCGCUCGUUGAACAUGCCGCAGCCUGUUUCCGUAUGGACAAGAUCUCUUAUCAAGUUCCCGGUCAUUCCAUCCCACUUCGCUCCCGACCCAGGCUAGUUACUAAACAAUUCCUGACUUUCUUGUUGAUCGGCCAUGGCGAAAAGUUUCGCUAGAUUUCUUGCCGACCCGGUCAGCCUGCCCCUUCUCCCAAAUAUCCGCGACAACCCGUUCACUACCAGUCUCAACGAUUCAGAUCCCCUGAAGGAGGAAUCGGCGGCGGCUGAGGACGGCGACACGGAGUCGCUGAAGAUACCAUCGCCUGAUGCCAACAAAGACAGUAGCAGCGGCAAUGUUGCCUUCGCCGAAGCCGUGAAGGAUGGUGUGCUGCACACGGAGCUGGCGCACGACGUCAUGAAUCUCGGCCUGUCGACGGUGAAGGAGGCGAAGGCGCUGCAAGGGAUCUUCAAGGACCCCGAGCGCACCAAGAGGGAGAAGCUACGGGGAGUGCUCAACUACUGGGUGACGCCGGGCACGCAGGUGCAGUGGGUGACCGACGAGGCCGACCACCGCUACACGCUGGAUCUGUACCGGCUGCCGAACCGGCGUCCCGCCUCCAUGUCGGACCUCUCCGUCCCCUACCGCAUGAUCGACCUGGACACGCGCAAGAUGGUCGAGAUCGGCGGCGGCGGCGGCCUGGCCGACGACGACCAGUACUGCAUGCUGUCGCACAGCUGGAAAGGCACCGAGGUGAACCUGGACUGGUUCCGCGAGGCGCAGCGCACGGCCAAGGACGGCAUGUCGGAUGUGCAAGCCAUCAUGGACUACUGCGACGCGGACGUGGAGAAGAGGCAGGCAGCCGUCGGCGACUUCGUCGAAACCUCGCAGCUCGCGGAGUCACUGGCGAGCUUGCUGCUGCGGUAUGUCCACGCGACCAUGGCGGAGGCCCGCGUCACCGCCGCUCAGAAAGACCAUGGGGAGGCCUGCGUGGCCGUGAAUAUGGGCCAGGAGGAGAAGACGCGCUACCUCAGUCUGAUUGAGUCCUUUGAUCAAGGCUGGCAGCCGACAGCCCUCGACGAGCAAAUCCAAACCGCUGAGUCAAGAAGAGACGACGCUGUCGGCGAGUUGCGUGAGGCGAAGGAGGGCUUCGAGCCUUACGAAGAGUUUCUCGAAGCGGUCCGAACCAAUCGACCGUGGCACUACGCAAUCGAGGACCUAAUUGAGGCCCUGCAGCGAAGAAGGUCCUCCCGCAAAAUUCAGCAAUCGGUGCAGCGGGCGUUGGAGAUCUUUAACGAGAGACCGUUCUUACCAUCCGGAAAACGCUACAUCUGGCUGGAUACCUGCUGUAUCAGAAAGAGCGACCAGGGCGAGCUCACCGACUCUCUGGCGCGCAUGGGGGAGUGGUAUGCCAACGCGGACUUCUGCUUGGUCCAUUUGGACACGCCCAAAGAUAACCAUGACUGGGUGAACGAAUUGUAUCUAUGGCAGACCAAUAAGGGGCAGGAGGAGGAUCAGCCAACGGAAUGUGAGAAGCCCUGUCACAAGAAACCAAGCCCGCAUGAACAUUUCGACGCGCUGGACGCGUUCCAGCAUAUUGCAGAAUGGGAGCCCACCUGGUCCACUCGUGGCUGGACGCUGCAAGAGCUAGUGCUCAGCAAGAUGGUCUACUUUGUGGAUGCAAGCUGGCGGAUUCUGCCACGCCAGGUGGACUGCUUGGGGAGAUAUUAUGCCUUGUGUCCUUUCAUCGAGAUCUAUCUCCGCAACCAAAUCCGACCCUGUCUCCAUGAUCUUCUCGCAUGGAUAGACAAGAGCAUCCAGGAUGAAGAGCUACAAGCCCAUCUAUAUUCCCAAGAGCCACAGGUAAGCUUAGCUAGGUUGAUCAUUAACGCCCUCGACCGAUUGACAUUUCCGGUUCCCCGACAGCUGAAUAAGAAUACCGCCCGUAUUCGCAUCGGACAGGCUGUUCGAGAUAUUGUGAUCAAGCUGCACAAAGAGGAUUCUAAAGGGAGCCAGGCGUACGCGUUGUACGGCAUUCUCAGAAGAUUGGUCGAAGAGAACCUUGGCGCGCCACUCGAGGCUCAGACGGAGGAAGCCCAGAUCAAACAGGUCAUUGACCUCCUCUUGAUGUCGCUGGUCGCAUUAGUCAAAGUGGCCAUUCAGCAAGAUAGGCAUGACAUUUCCAGGUUCAGUAAGAUCCAAUGCCUGACCAGUUGGUCCGAAGGCGUCAGCCGGGACGAUUUUUCCACCCACAGUAUCAUGAAGCUGGCUGCUGAGCGCCAUGUCACUGUGCCGACUGACCGGGCGUACUCACUCAUGGGAAUUCUGGGAGUCAGAUUCCCCGUUUUCCCGGCGGAGGGCCUCGAAAAGGCGCUGUCCCGCCUCCUGGACGAGGUGGUCAUCAACUCCAGCGAUGUCUCGCUCUACAACUGGUGCGGCAAGCACAAUGCCAGCCCCAUCCGCGGUCGCUCUCUGUACCCCUCGUGCAUCGAAGCGUACUCGGUGGAGGAUCGGUCCAAGAAGCCCGAUAAUGUUGACCGGGAAAUUGUGCGCCAUUUCCAGCACCGCCGGACGAAAGACCUGCAACAGGCCGGGGAGAUCAUCGAUUUGCUGCGAGAGGCGACAGCCUAUGUCAGAUCCGCGGACCACGGCGAUCUUCUGGCUCGGAUAGGAAAUCUCGUGGAGUUUGUGGAAAAGAAGACAUACGAGGAACUCAAAUCUUGCUUUCGCCCGGGCGAUCUCGUGACGAGGCUGCAGGCAGCCAACGCUUAUCUCAAUCACAGGCAGGACGAAGUGCCGAUCUCGCAAGAUGCAGGGGACAAGAUGGACGACAACCAGGAGCCAGAGAAUGAAGAAAGCCCGGAGGUAGAGCUCGAGUCGGGGCCGACUAGCCCCAGCUCCGUACAGCCUCAGUCGACAAGCCCCUUUUUGGCCUUUUCUCCAAGUCGCGAGGAGCAGGAAAGAGAGGACUAUGAAACCAGGCGACGAGCGGAUAUGAAAGCGGUCAGCGGUGCCAUACAAGAGAUCCUCGAACAGGCAACGAACACGAUGGGCGCACAGAGUGAGCCCGGCGAGGAAGAAAUCGCCACCCUGGCCGUCGAGAAUAAUCUCCCCAGCAACACCACCACGGAGAUGCCCAUUGACCAGCGGGUGGUCUGCCCGAAUCCAAUCGUCGUUAAUAGCUCCGGAAUUGAAGGAACCUUCGAUAUCCAGCGGGUGGUGAUAACCAUGUUAGAGCCCAAAGACCUGUGGCUGAAAAUUAAGAGCGCCAGCGAGCACGAAAGGAUUGACGGCUGGUGCACCAUCAGCACGGGGUUUGCGGUGACCAUGGUAGCCUUCUCGUGUGAGAGAGAGAUUCUGAAGCAGCAGCUAAAAGUGGUCAGCGUCAUCCAGAAUACCGUCAUCGCUGAACCGCACAGGGAGGGCGUCGAGACGAUGAUGGCGGCCGUGAGCGACCGCAAGGACCCGCGGCUGAGCCUGAAUCGCGCCAACUCGGACCUCACCAGCACCCAAGGGGAGUCGCUGACGAAAAGCUACGGCAACUCGCUGGAGCAGCGUAAGGUAUCUCGCAUGAUUGACUUUGUCACUGAGUCAGAUCUACAUCUGGUGGCCGGAGAAUGGGUGCUGGCUCGCUUCUCGGGCGCGGUCGGCGCCAAAUGGUUCCUGGCGCGCCUGGAGCUCGGCCACGGUCGAGCGUUCUACGCGCGUCGCAUUGCCUGCGACGAGUUCAACUUCAGCAUGGCGUUGCCCGAAAAAGGGCUGGUCGAAUUUUGGCACACCUACCUGCGCGCAAAGAAGAAAAUCAUGUGCCAAGUUCUGUCGUUCACUCUCGAUGCCCACCGGUCUGGCCGUAUCACCGAUUGGCUUGCGAAUAGGCAAGAUGAGGAGAAUGACGACGAUCAAAGCGACGAUGGUGAGAGCGAUGAUGAUCAGGGUUUUAAGGAGAAGACGGAACAGUACAAAAAGCUUGGGGGCUUCUCUAAAUUCAUGCGGCAGUGCGCCUAUGGGGUCCGGGGCUUUGCGUUGGAAACGUGGGCAGAACAUCUGGAAAGGCACCUCAAGGACAAGGCGCUGAAAGAUGUGCCCGUUCGACUGCAAGCCGCUAUUCUGGCCUUGCAGUCGAAAGAGGACUUGCUACCGACCAUGUUUCAUUCGGGACAGGCGGUACAUUUUUUCUAG